UUUCAGUUUUGUGGUUUUCAAGGUAAUAAAAAAUCAAGUUCACCUUGGUUGAAUAAACUCAGCAAGCCAUUCGCUUGUCUGGUAUCGUACUUUUCUACCAUGGCCUCAAACAAACGUAUUGAAGUUCACAAGACAGAGGAUGCUCUGAUCAAGCGUUUGUGUGAAUACAUUGAAAAUAUCUCCAAGAAAGCCAUUGAAGAAAGAUCCGCUUUCACAAUUGGUGUAUCAGGAGGGUCCUUGAUUGGUGCGUUAGCCAAAGGCUUGCCCGGUGUCAAAACAGAAUGGUCCAAGUGGAAAAUCUACUUCUGUGAUGAGCGGAUUGUACCUUUUGACAAUACCGAGUCUACCUAUGGUGCAUAUAAGAAAGCCCUAGAUGGAGUUGUCCCAAUUAAAGAUGAUCAGUAUAGGAAGAUAGAUCCAAAGUUAUCUGCCGAAGAAGCAGCCAAAGAUUAUAUUGGAAAGCUGAAAGCUGACUUCGGAAAUGUGAAGUUACCUCGAUUUGAUCUCCUGCUUUUGGGAAUGGGCCCAGACGGCCACACCUGUUCGCUGUUUCCAGGGCAUCCACUUCUCAAAGAGACCUCAGUGUGGGUCGCUCCGAUCACGGACUCCCCAAAACCACCUCCCAGUCGCGUCACUCUGACUUUUCCUGUAAUUAACAAUGCAGCCACCUGUAUUUUCACGAUUUGGGGCGCUGGAAAAGCUGACAUGAUCAAGCGGGUAUUGGCAGACAAGGAGGAUCUUCCUGUAAAUCAAGUUUGUCCGAAAAAUGGCCUUGUUCACUGGCUACUGGAUGAUGCAGCUGCUACCAAACUAAAUGGUCUAUGAGACCUCUCAAAAUUCAAAACUGAGAAGUUCUCUCAAAAAUAGCUGGAAAUCUCUAAAAGAGAGCCGGGAUUUUACACUGAUCAAGUAAUUUCAAUUUUUAAGGAUCGUUCCUCAAUAAGUUUUAAUAAUGUACAUUCCACAAUGGUUGAAAGGUUCUUUGUUUUGUUAAGUUAUUAAUGUGAAUCAAGUUUUGUGCAUUUAUAAAUCUAAGAUUUUAUAUUUUUUUACAGCACUAUUUUAAAAGAGUUUUCUAAAAACUGAUUUGUUGAUCACCGAGUGAUUCUGUGCCUCUUUUUGUUUUGUUUUUAAAAUGUGUUAAAACUCCUGGAUUGCGUCUUUUGUUUCCUCCUCUGCCCAUUAAAUGGUUUUUUACUUA
Bemisia tabaci is the source of this 1201-nucleotide messenger RNA. RefSeq names its product 6-phosphogluconolactonase (gene Pgls). The record is from RefSeq and is a predicted model, not a curated record. Gene Ontology annotation, molecular function: 6-phosphogluconolactonase activity. Gene Ontology annotation, biological process: pentose-phosphate shunt; carbohydrate metabolic process. Lineage: Eukaryota; Metazoa; Arthropoda; Insecta; Hemiptera; Aleyrodidae.